AUGUAAAUUGAUUUAUAAUAGCGUUAUAGUAACUUAGAAAAGUUACUUUCUUCAGAUUUAACUUGCUCUAAUUCUCUUUAAUUAGUUUUGAGAAAAAGUGAUAUUUCUGAAAAUUAAGUAAAACAUAUAGCCUAAAAAAUCUCAAAAUUAGUAGAUAUCAGAAGCUUGAAGAUAGAUUUAUCUGAAAAUAUUCUUUUAGAGGAAGCAACUAAAAGUCUAUCUAAAGCAAUAGGAUAAUGCAUAAACCUAUAAGAACUAGAACUUAUCUUUUUCUCAAGCGGAAUUGGAUAAGAAGGAUUAAAAAGCAUAGGAUUAAAUUUAAGUAAUUGUUCAAAGUUAAUUAGCUUAAAACUUGAUUUAAUAAAAAAUUCAAUUUAUGAUUAAGGAGUGAUAGAGUUGGUAAAUGGUCUAAGAAGCUGUUAAAGUUUAACUAAUCUAUCUAUAGAUCUAUAUAUGAAUCAUGUUAGCAGUUUAGGUCUUUUAGAAAUUUUAAAAUUUUUAGGUUCUCAUAAGAAAAUUGAAAUAUUUACUUUAAAUUUACAUUAUAAUAACUUAGGAGAUGAAGAAAAAGCUAAUUAAUUUGUUUAAACUGGUGAAUCAAUGUGCUGUUCAAACCUUAAAACAAUGAAUCUUUAUUUAAGUCGAAGCUAUUUUGGAAUAAUUGCCAUAGCUUAUAUAGCUUCAUUUAUAGGAAGCUAAAUAAAUUUAACGAAUCUUCAUUUUGAAAUAAUAGGUAGCAAAAUAUUAGAUUAACACAAACUUAUUCUUGCUAAAAGUUUAAAAAAUUGCUAAAAACUAGUAUAUCUCUAUUUGGAUCUAUCGCCAUCUUGGUACUCACAUUAAUCUUUUGAAGGGGAAAAAUUAUUCAAAUUAGUUAAUAAAAUGAAGAGAUUGGUUUAGAAAAAAGUAGUUUUUUGA
This is a messenger RNA of Tetrahymena thermophila SB210, 918 nucleotides long. RefSeq names its product kinase domain protein. The transcript has 11 exons. The record is from RefSeq and is a predicted model, not a curated record. Lineage: Eukaryota; Ciliophora; Oligohymenophorea; Hymenostomatida; Tetrahymenidae.